Rhizophagus irregularis DAOM 181602=DAOM 197198 is the source of this 198-nucleotide messenger RNA. The record is from RefSeq and is a predicted model, not a curated record. NCBI's taxonomy places the organism in Eukaryota, Fungi, Glomeromycota, Glomeromycetes, Glomerales, Glomeraceae.
AUGACCGAAGAAAAAACUGCUCAAUCAAAAGCGAGAAAUAAUUGGGAAGUUAUAGCCUAUGAGAAAUUAAUAAAUAUAAAAUAUCUCACUCAGGGUGGUUUUAGUAUUAUUUACAAGGCUAUAUGGUUAGAUGGAUAUAUACUUUGUUGGAAUGAUAGCAAAAAAGAAUGGGUUAAAUAUCGUCAUCAGCUUGAUUAA